GUGGGAUAAAUUGGUAAUUUGACUUCUGUCCCCUCUGGUGCCGAUCUGCCAUGGCGGUAGAAUUCCUGAAUAGCUUCAUGGAGUCUGAGUAGCUUCCGUUUGGUUGCUGAGAAAACCAAGGAAAAUAAAAAUACACAUAUGAACUGAUUAUUGCCUUAUUGAUAAACUUCUCACAGGAAAGCUUCAAAUUUUCUUCUCAGCCACCAAACAGUUCAUUAGAGAUUUGAGAAGCUCUGUGGCCAUGGAAGAUGUAGAAAAAACUGAAGAAACCUUAUCGAAUGGUACCUCAAAGAUCCCUGGAACUGUUAAUUGGGGCACUGCGACUGUACUUGGUGUGCUUGCUGGCAUGUUAUAUGGAGGUAGCAAGGAGGCAUCUGCUUCUGUGAGCAAGGAUGCAGAAGUGAUGCUGAAGCUUGGGAGCACACCAGACAAGCGGGAGCAAUAUAGGUUAAUGAGAGAUGCAAUGGAGAAAAGGUUCAUCCGAGUCACUCGUGGGUCCAUAGUUGGUGGAGUACGCCUUGGGAUGUUCACUGCUGCAUUCUAUACUCUACAGAAUUUUUUUGCUGAAAAACGAGGUGUACAUGAUGUUUUUAAUAUUGCUGGAGCUGGUUCACUCACUGCUGCAACGUUUGGUCUAAUUAUGCCAGGGUCGAUUCGUUGGCGUGCAAGGAAUGUGCUGCUGGGUUCAGUUCUGGGAGCAGCACUUGGUUUCCCCCUUGGUUGGGCUCAUUUGAAGCUGUUAGAGACAGCAAAUGAAGGAAGACUAGCUGCCUAUCCUGAUUCAGAUCAAAUAGGACAAGCGAAGGGUGGUGUUGGCGCUGCAAUUGACAGGCUUGAAGGGAAGUUGAAUAAAUAGAACAGCAAUAAGUGCAGCGGUGAAACCCUUCUUUUUCCUGCAGAAGAAUAGGUAUAGAUAACAAGAGGAGAGAACUGGAUUACCUGAUUAAAUGGUUAUGUCCAGCAUUUAUUUCCAUUUUCCCAGAAGAUGUGGUUUGGGAAAAGAAGACUUGGAAGCAUGCAGAAGCAUAAAAUUUUGGCAAUAAUUUUGUAUAAAAAUGGUGUCGAUCUUGAUCAUAGGCAUAUUGAAAGUUUGUUUUAUUCA
Molecule: messenger RNA, 1102 nt
Organism: Vitis vinifera (wine grape)
Lineage: Eukaryota; Viridiplantae; Streptophyta; Magnoliopsida; Vitales; Vitaceae
Exons: 5
Coding region: 242-856 (204 amino acids)
Cellular component (GO): mitochondrion
Source: RefSeq, a predicted model, not a curated record